Arachis duranensis is the source of this 758-nucleotide messenger RNA. RefSeq names its product universal stress protein PHOS32. NCBI's taxonomy places the organism in Eukaryota, Viridiplantae, Streptophyta, Magnoliopsida, Fabales, Fabaceae. The record is from RefSeq and is a predicted model, not a curated record. The transcript is spliced from 4 exons. Bases 96 to 590 code for a protein of 164 amino acids.
AAUAUCUAAAACAACAAAGAUUACGCACUUAGCAUAGUUGAUUUUGAGGAACAAGAAGAGCAGACACAAACUGAGAUUGAAGCAGAAAGAUAGAUAUGUCGAGUGGUAGAUCAAUUGGGGUGGCCUUGGACUUCUCUCAUGGAAGCAAACUUGCUCUGAAAUGGGCUAUUGAGAAUCUCAUCCGAAACGAAGACACCCUUUAUGUGAUCCACAUCAAGCCCCCUCAAUCUAGUGAAUCUAGGAAUCUUCUGUGGUCUACAACUGGUUCUCCUCUGAUUCCUUUGGUGGAGUUUCGUGAGCAGGAGGUCAUGAACAACUAUGAGGUCCAAACUGAUCCUGAGGUCUUGGACAUGCUUGACACUGCUACUAGGCAGAAACAGGUGAAGGUGGUAGCAAAGAUAUACUGGGGUGAUCCAAGAGAUAAAGUUUGUGAAGCUGUUGAGGACUUAAAGCUUGACUCUUUGGUAAUGGGUAGCAGAGGCUUGGGUGCCAUUCAAAGGGUAUUGCUGGGGAGUGUUACAAAUUAUGUAACUACAAAUGCAACUUGUCCUGUAACAAUUGUCAAGGACUCUGCCCCUUCUACCGCUUGAUCAUGCUGUUGUCCUCUGUUGAUAGUGUUUUUAGUUUCUAUAAAUAAAUAAGCUUUGUGCUGAACUGCAAUACAUGAUUCAGUGUCUUGUUGGAACCAGAAUUUUGUUGCUAGAAUGAUGUGCAAUGUCUUUAGUUUAUUAUUAUAAAGUGACUACUAUUCACAUGAA